GAGGCAGCAGCACUCUUUACCGGCACCGUGCCUGGGUCCAGGCCCGGGAAGGCCACGGAGAGUCCGGGAAAGACCACGUGGAGCAAAUCCACGUGCUGAUACCAGUAGCCUGAAUGAGACAGGGGUUAAAGGAAGGAUUUCCUCUGCUCUUCUGGGCUGAGACUUGCAAGGGGGCUGACUGAGGACUCCCCCAGCCUGCUGUGCCGCCAGUUCCCAGCGUGAGGAAGUCUAGAAGCCAGAGGUCUCCGUGGGGUCUCUGCCAUCCUGGCCAUGAACCUGGAGCCACCUAAGGCCGAGAUCCGGUCGGCCACCAGGGUGAUUGGGGGGCCUGUCACUCCCAGGAAAGGGCCCCCCAAAUUUAAGCAGCGGCAAACCAGGCAGUUCAAGAGCAAGCCCCCCAAGAAAGGCGUCCAAGGGUUUGGGGACGACAUCCCUGGAAUGGAAGGCCUGGGAACAGACAUUACGGUCAUCUGCCCAUGGGAGGCCUUCAACCACCUGGAGCUGCACGAACUGGCCCAGUACGGCAUCAUCUAGGGCUGCAGCCUGACCCAGAGCCCCAGGGCCGGGACCCCGCUGCCCACUCCGACCCUGCUCAGGAGUCCCCUGAGGAAGCCCAUGCCCCUGAGGGUGUCUGCAUUGUCCAGUUUGUGUUUGGAGACCCUGACAACCUUGCGUCCCUAGAUGCUAGUCACCAGAAGCCGCCCCCUCCCCCGCAUCUCCCCGCAGGACAACAUGGGCCGGUCGGGCCCUGCGGAACUCCCACAAGCCCACAGAUCUUCUUUUGGGGCUGGAAAGUCAGGGCAGGGGCUCCCAGAAAUGGCCCUCACCCCCUGCUCCUGUCCUGCUGUCUGGUGGUGAGGACAAGGUGCCCUCGCCAGUCCUUCCUGGCUGGUGCCCUCGGGUUGGGGGGGAUCCUGGCUGCAUCAGCAAGAGAGCAGCACCCCUCCAAGCCCGUCACACCACCAGGAAACUUGACCUUUCCACCACGGCCUGUGCUUGCUGUCCCCUGUCGAAAAAUAAAGUCAGCAUGCCUCCA
Molecule: messenger RNA, 1036 nt
Organism: Suricata suricatta (meerkat)
Lineage: Eukaryota; Metazoa; Chordata; Mammalia; Carnivora; Herpestidae
Gene: PDE6G
Product: phosphodiesterase 6G
Exons: 5
Coding region: 271-534 (87 amino acids)
Biological process (GO): positive regulation of epidermal growth factor receptor signaling pathway; visual perception; positive regulation of G protein-coupled receptor signaling pathway
Cellular component (GO): photoreceptor outer segment membrane
Molecular function (GO): 3',5'-cyclic-nucleotide phosphodiesterase activity; cGMP binding
Source: RefSeq, a predicted model, not a curated record